Pocillopora meandrina is the source of this 6064-nucleotide messenger RNA. NCBI's taxonomy places the organism in Eukaryota, Metazoa, Cnidaria, Anthozoa, Scleractinia, Pocilloporidae. The record is from the annotation of a GenBank genome assembly.
UUUUCAUCAUGGCGGCCAAUAUGGCGAGAAGAACUAGUCAGUGUAUUUUCCGCUCCUCGAGAAAGAUGUUCUCAUUUCCUAUGCGUCCUAGAAAUACAGAUCAAUUACGGAUGAGUAGUAUCAAUACUGAAGGUAGGUCUUCUAGUCAUUCGCGUAAACUUUUUAUUUUUACGAUCCCUCACGCUAGGUAAGGCAGCUGGGACCGUGCAGCAACGCCUGCAUUCAGAUCUAGAAACAUGGGCUGGGCUACGAACUGAUUUAGUUUUAGUUACACUUAAGAAGCAAUUCCUCCAUUGUACACUUGUUUACAUAAUGGAGGGGGGGGGGAAGGGGGGGAGUCAUACAUGUAGAAUUCACAUUAUCUUUUCACUCCUAAGAUCUCAGUGGUAAUUCUUCUUUCUGUCUGCUAUACUAGUCUUAAAAUGUUAGUGUGGAGAAUUUGGUAGUAGGUCAACAGAUAAUCCUCUUAUUGGCAUUUUUCUUAAUUUCUCAUCACCUGUCUGCUUGAUUCUUAAUUUCUUAUCACCUGUCUGCUUGAUAUUGUAAAGAGAAAUUUGGUCUUGGUCGCUUAUGUAAAGUAUGAAAUGUUAAAAUUAAAAACAUGUUUAAAGACAUAUCUGUAUUUCCUUUGAUUUCAUCUCAGCUUUUGGAGCCCAGGAUAUUGUUGAUCAGCCUAAAAAAAGGAAACAAGUCAGGAGGAUGCAAUCUGUUAUAUGCAAGAAAAAUAGGCAUGAUCCUGCAAUGGAAAGAGCAGCCAGAGAAGGAUCUUGUAAGUCAUGUCACAAAGUUUUUGUAUAAUUAUGUAAGGCUGGAAAUAAGUGUUUAUGAUACUUGAAUAUUAGUAUAUGUGAAGAGUUGUGGACAAAGCAGUUGCCGCAAUUUAUUCAAUUAUUUAUUUAAUUCUUAUGCCGAUAAUUUCCUUAAUUUUCACAUUGAAGCCUCCUCUUGGAUAUUUCACCUACAUGUAAUUGCUUGGUUUAUAUGAUGAAGCUUAUUUUUAAUCCACGACUUUACUUUUAACAGUACUUGUUCCACUGGAAGCUGUUCAAAAGGAGUGGAAAUCAAAGAAUGAAUUUUCUACAACAACAAAGCUAGCCAGGCAUUAUGGCAUUUUUAAGCAUAUUUUCAAUGGAGAAGAGUUCACAGCAACAACUAGGAUGUCAGUAACAUUUGGAGAAACAGAUCAUGUGAUUCAUGGAAAUUUUUUGACACCAUCUCAGGUACAUCAAAUUAAAUGUCUUAGCUAAUGUAUUGCUACUGUAAGUGAAGUGUAUUAGAGUUCCCAGAUAUGAUUAUGUCAACUGAUGGAUUCUGGAACCAGUGAAAUAAUCUCAAAGAUCAUGGUGCUGUGGGUCAAGAAAGCUGAUGAUGAAGUUGCUUUCAAGUUAAUUUUUUUUCUUCUGUUAUGUGUUGAGCAGUGCAGAGUUGUAUGCCUCACAGGAAUAGUAAAUCAAUUUUAAAACAAGUUAUUCAAUUAUGUGAUAACUUCUGUUCAAAUAUUUGCCUGUAUGCCUUUACAACGCACAUUGUAAGAGGAUCAGUCCAAUGGACCAAUUGAUGCAACAGUGAGUUUGUGUCUGAUACUUGAAAAUAAAGGGUGUUUAUACGGUCAUUGUAUUUGUAUCGUUCUUGUAAACAGUACUUUAUAUUGAUCUAUUCUUCAUGGAUUGAUUUUGAAUUACUGGUAAUCUCUGUAGGCUACUAUUCAACCAACUGUCAGUUACACCUGUGAAGACGACAGCCUCUGGACAGUGAUAUUCACCAAUCCUGGUAAAAGACAUAUUAAGUGUUGGAGUAUAAGCCCCUGUGCUUAGAGUUACCACACCUGAGAAAAAGGGUUUUGAAAACCAUAUUGAAUUUCCUAAACACCUAAGGCCUUUCAGAAAUAUGAACUCCUAUUUGUACUGAGUUGUAAAAUAAAUUCUUUUCUCCAUGUUACAUAGAACUAAAGUCAGACAUUCUUUUAAAAUGUAACUGGAAAAAUGCUCUUUAUUUUUAAUUUUUUUCUUUUUCAUUUCUGAUCUGCUCUAACCCUUUGAGCCCUAAGAGUGACCAGCAUCCUAUUUCUCUUUACAGUAUCACCCCUGAAUCAAACAUUUAGGUCAUGAGAAUAAUGGAAAUGAUUAACAGCUACAGGUGCUCUUGAUUGUUAAACAAAUUCUCCUUGUUAGAACCUUGUACACUGUAUAGGGAACAGUAUGGAGAAUAUCCAUACUGAUAUUAGGAUGUUAAGGGUUCAUUUGUAACUUUCAAAUUUGUGCGAAUUGGCAGUAGACAUGAUAAAAUGCAAAUUCUGUUAAAAAUUUUGUAUAGGUAACAACAUGAUUUUGAGUGCAAUUUGGUAAAUUUUUCUAAGACAACAAAAUUGCAUGAGCCUGUAGAGCGAGUGCUAUUUGCAGUCUGAAAAAUUUACAAGUGCUAAUUUACAUGGCAUUGUAAGUGAAAUCAUGUUGUUACUUGUUAAUAAUUUACAUGAAAAAUGCAUCACAAAUAGUCAAGAGGGACAAAAUUUGGUAAUGCAUACUAUUUAUAAUUUGCACUCAUGUUGCAGCUUUUCACUCAUGUUACAUGCAAUUUCAGCCAAUUAGAUGUGCAUGAUUUUUUCAUGUAUAAUAUUAAUUUAGUUAUUGCAUAUUAAAGUUUUUGCCAUAAUUAAUUUUAUAGAUGGUAACUUGAUAGAGAGAGAGACAGAAUUUUUACAUUGGAUGGUGUAAGUAUUUUAUCUAUUCAUUUGUCUUUUUAUUGAUUAAUCAAUAAUUUAUUAUUUAUUAUCAUUUUGUUGACCAUUUUCUUUGAAUUCCUUUUCUAGUUCAGAUUGAUCAUUUAUGUCUGAAAGGAAAUUCUCCCCUACCCUUAGCUAGUGUUUUCAUAAGGCAUACAGCAAAGAUUGUUUUGAAAUGCAAGUAAAAUUAAUACACAGAUGUCUUACUGCAGUUACCUAACCUUACUUCCACUACCUCCUUUAUUUAGUGAUUUUCCUUACUCUCUGAUUUUAGUUUAAAGAAUUUGGUAUUGGAUUAACUGAUAAUCUCCUAAUUGAUAUUUUUCUUCGUUCUCAUCUCAUCACUUGUCUGCUUGAUUUUUUAUUAAGCCUUUACCUCUCAUGAGUGACCAAGACAGAAUUUCUCCUUAAUGUAUCAAUACAAUAUCUACCAAAUAAGUGAUGAGAAUAAAGGAAAAUAACAAUUUGGGGAUAAUUAGUUGAUCCAAUACUAAAUUCUCUGAACUAACAUUAUGAGAAUUGUAAGUUUAACAGUAAGGAGAAUGGCAAAUUUGAUCUGAGAGUUAAAGGGUUAAUAUUCAUUGUAAGAACAAAUUCUGUGUUAGUUGCUCAUGGGAGUCAAAGUGUUAGUAGGGAAAGCAUUUUUUUUAAAGACCAAAAUGUAUUUGCUUCAUCAGUGAUGCAAAAUGUUGAAGACUGUAGUAGAAAACUAAAUAUGGCAUAACAUGUAUGGAGAUUUUCAUCUUUCUUUUAUUGCAGUGUCACCUGAUGCAUUUUGUUUUGUUUUCAGAGGAAAUAUUCCUGGCUCAAGAAUAAACGAUGGUGAUGUUCUUUGUGAUUAUCUUCCACCAGUGCCAGCCCAUGGGACAGGCUUUCAUAGAUUUGUUUUCUCUCUGCUCAAACAAACUGGCAAAUUGGAUUUAAGAAGUCAUGUCUGUAUAGAUGGAAGGUAUGACUAACCCAGUUUAGUCAGGUUGUUGAAAAAACAUAACAGGAAAUGGUGACAUGAAGCUUCUCCUUGGGAGUCAUGUUUCAGAAGCCCCAUUGUAACUUUUGACCUUUGAUAGUUAGAAUGCAUCAUUGAAUUUUUUUUUUGGUUGGUCGGUAAAAUUUACUCAUACAUGUGCAUCUAGACCAAUUGUAAAGAUAGAUUUGAAUAGGCAGUGAUCGUUUCUUUAAAGUUGUGGAUGCCUUCUGAAAAGGUUAGCAGAGGUACCACUCUUAAUCCUUGACUAUAAGGCUUAAGAGUGGUACAAGGUUUAACCCUCUGACCCCUAAGAGUGACUAACAUCAAUAUCUGUAAUUUCUCAUUGCACUAUCACCCCUGAAUCACACAUCAAAGUGGUGAGAAAAAAGGAAAUGAUCACUAAGCAAAGAAGCUCUUGAUUGGUAAACAAAUUCCCCUUGUCAGCACCUUAAGAAAUGUACAGAGAACAGUAUGGAGAAUACCUAUACUGAUGUUGGGGUGUAAAGAAUUAACAGUGUAUGGUUCACUCUACAAAGAUUGACAUGGGUGGAAAACCAGCCCUUUACGUAAAACCCCUUUUCCAGGGCCCUUGCUCUUGAGACUGAUUACUCUGUAAUUAAUUUGUUAAAUACUUUGUAGUCUUUUCUGUCAACACUUUCUGUCAUCCAGCUUUUCAGUAUGGAUUUAAAAAUUUGGAAAAGUUUCCAACACAAGAUCAGAAUGCAAAAUCUGCAGCUUUUUCUCUAAUUCAUUUGUAUAUCAGAGUUAAUGAACAAGUGUGAUACACUAUUUUCAAAUGUCAUUAAGUAUUGUAUAUUCUAAAAGUAUGAUUUUCAAUUUUCAACAGAGAUAUAUCCAGUCGCACAUUUUCUACAGCAAAGUUUAUAUCUGAUCAUAAGAACAACUUGACUCCAGCUGGACUGUGUUUCUUCCAAGCUACCUGGGAUGAGAGUGUUACUCAAACAUAUAUGGAAAAGUUAGGUAUGGUGUCUUUGUAGUAUUUAUUGAAUGUAGAAUUUACUCAGUAUACAAGGUGUGCAUGUUGACAGACUUGAGUCAAGUUGACCUAAAAGGAUAUCAACUCUUAUCAGCCAUCAAAUAUUUUAGCUUGUGCACGAUUUGUCUAAAGGCAUGAUUUGACAGAACAUUCUCCUCUAAAACUGGGUGAUAUUUGGGGAUAUCACCCAAGUGAUAUUCCCCAAUUUUCAAACCUUACAUCCACUAUGACAAAUCUUCAUUUACGAUUUAAUUUAACCCUUUAACUCCCAAGAUCUCAAUAGUAACUUUCCUUACUGUCUGCCAUAAAGUUCUUGUGAUGUUAGUUUAGAGAUUUGGUAUUGGAUCAACUUAUAAUCUCCUAAUUGAUAUUUUUCUUUAUUCUCAUCACUGUAACCAGUCUUUUAAAUAAAAACUUUGAAUGUCUUAGCAGUCAGCAGACCUUUUACAUUUGAGAGUGAUAAUUAUUAUUAUGCUAGUGUGCCCAUGUAGUCUCCAUCUGUAAGGGUGUUUAACAUGUCUAUGCAUUAUAGAGUGUCAAGAUAGCAGAGCUAAGUGGAAGCCUAGUUUAUGCAGACCUUGACUUUGUGUAGUUCUAUAAAAACCCCAAAACAAGGUUGCUUUCAAACCAUCAUCACUCAAAAAUCAAUCAAGGAUCCAAUUAAAUAAGUGGUAACAAACCCUACUGUUUGUUUGUUUGUUUUUGUGCUUUUUUGUUUUGAGCAAAGAUACCUGUCACCCAAAUGAACAAAGAUAGCAAUCCCAAUAUGUAUAAUGUAUGACUUGAGUGGCUUCUCUUGCCUGCUUAAGAAGCCAGUCAUCUUCAUGUAUGCCACUUGUAGAGCCAUGAGUGGGUAGCCUGUAAGCAGGUUCUCAUUCUUAUCACUGGAAGUUGUGAAUUUGGGGAGAGGUUUGCAGGGGUGUGGCACCAUGUAAGACCCUUUAAAGACCUCUCAUUGGCUCACAUUGCCCAAGGCCAAUGAUAAUGUGUUAAAAAUGAGGGCCAGCUUGAAAGUCUUAAAUAGGGUGUAAAUUGGUGUCUGUGUCUCAGACUGACUGUUAUUUGGGUGUCGUAUAUGAAUCUCCUAAGAUUCCAGCUGAACUCAGAGGUGUACAUGAAUAAACACAAAUCCUGAGUAUAAGAGAAAAUCUUAUAUCUGGUGUAUAAUUUUGUUUUUGAUGUACUGUUUUUGUGCUCUCAUUCUUAUCAUAAUUAUUGUCAUAAUUAUUUUGAUGAUUAUUGCUAUUGAUCCAGGGAUCAAAUCCAUUUUUCAGGUAUAACAGAACCUGUGUUUAAGCCUAAAGAAUUCUUAACACCUGAACAAAUCAGGAAAAUUGUUAUCAGAGAAGUGUCUGAGAAGAAAUACAGGAAUAUGUGA